CUCAAAUGCAAUGGAGUCCUUGAGGGUAUUCGUAUCUGCCGACAGGGCUUUCCCUCUAGAGUACCAUUUCAAGAAUUCCGCCAGCGCUACGAAAUCCUGACACCGGACCUUAUUUCCAAGGGUUACAUGGACGGUCGCAAAGCUGCCGAAUUGAUGGUGCAGCGUUUGGAACUUAGUCCUGAACUAUAUCGUAUCGGACAAAGCAAAAUCUUUUUCAAGGCAGGUGUUCUCGCUCAACUUGAAGAGGAUCGUGAUCUUCGUUUGACGGCGAUCAUGAUCAACUUCCAGGCUCAUUGUCGUUGCUAUCUUGCGAAGAAGGCGGUUCAGCAGCGUAUCCAGGAUAUCCAGGCGAUUCGUAUCAUUCAGCGUAACUGCGUGGCGUACUUGAAGCUUCGUAAUUGGCCAUGGUGGCGUCUCUUCACCAAAGUUCGGCCUCUUCUUAGUGUUACACGACAGGAGGAGAUUGUUGCAGCCAAGGAGGAGGAACUUCGAAUGGUCUGUUAG
Molecule: messenger RNA, 504 nt
Organism: Hydatigera taeniaeformis
Lineage: Eukaryota; Metazoa; Platyhelminthes; Cestoda; Cyclophyllidea; Taeniidae
Source: the annotation of a GenBank genome assembly